CCAUUCUCUCUCUCUCUCUAAAUUUUAACACAGACACUAACGAGGCCAGAUCUAUAGAGAAGAACUAAAAACCCUCGUUCUCUCUCUCUCUCUCUCUCCCGAUCUCUCUCUAUACGCGUAUAGAUAUAUACACAAAUAUAUAUGCACACGUAGCAAGACCUGGGAGUGGCGUUGAUUGUGGAUGCUAUAGUGGACGGUUUUGAUUCAAGAUCUGAGUGUUUGGAGUGAAGAUGUUGACGAAGUUUGAGACGAAGAGUAAUCGAGUGAAGGGUCUCAGCUUCCACAGUAAGAGGCCAUGGAUCCUUGCGAGUCUUCACAGUGGUGUGAUCCAGCUAUGGGACUACCGUAUGGGAACUCUGAUUGAUCGAUUCGAUGAGCAUGAUGGGCCAGUCCGUGGUGUUCAUUUUCACAAAUCUCAGCCGCUCUUUGUUUCUGGAGGGGAUGACUACAAAAUAAAAGUUUGGAACUACAAGCUGCAUAGGUGUCUUUUUACACUUCUUGGACACCUUGAUUAUAUCCGUACUGUGCAGUUCCAUCAUGAAAAUCCAUGGAUAGUGAGUGCCAGUGAUGAUCAGACUAUUCGCAUUUGGAACUGGCAGUCACGCACUUGUAUUUCUGUAUUAACGGGUCAUAAUCAUUAUGUAAUGUGUGCUUCCUUCCAUCCGAAAGAAGACCUUGUUGUGUCAGCCUCCCUUGAUCAGACUGUUCGUGUUUGGGACAUUGGUGCCUUGAGAAAGAAAUCUGGAUCUCCUCCAGAUGACAUGCUGCGAUUGAGUCAGAUGAAUACAGAUCUUUUUGGAGGUGUUGAUGUUGUUGUUAAGUAUGUUUUGGAGGGUCAUGAUCGAGGUGUCAAUUGGGCUGCAUUCCACCCCACCCUUCCUCUGAUUGUCUCUGGAGCAGAUGAUCGCCAAGUCAAACUGUGGCGGAUGAAUGACACAAAAGCUUGGGAAGUAGACACAUUGAGAGGGCACAUGAAUAAUGUUUCAUGUGUAAUGUUCCAUGCCAAACAAGACAUAAUUGUUUCCAAUUCAGAAGAUAAAAGUAUCCGUGUCUGGGAUGUAACAAGGCGAACUGGGGUUCAAACAUUCCGGAGAGAGCAUGAUCGCUUCUGGAUUCUUGCAGCUCAUCCUGAGAUGAAUCUGUUGGCAGCAGGUCAUGACAGUGGCAUGAUUGUCUUUAAGUUAGAGAGGGAGCGACCGGCUUUUGCAGUUAGUGGUGAUAGUCUUUUCUAUGUUAAAGAUCGAUUCUUGCGGUAUUACGAGUUUUCAACUCAAAAGGAUACACAAGUUGCUCCGAUUAGACGCCCUGGUUCCACUAGUUUAAAUCAAAGUCCUAGAACUCUCAGUUAUAGUUCUACUGAAAAUGCUGUUCUUAUAUGCAUGGAUGCUGAGGGGGGUUCUUAUGAAUUGUAUUCCAUACCAAAGGACAACAUUAGUAAGGGUGAUAAUGUACAAGAUGCAAAGAGAGGUGUUGGAGGAUCGGCUGUUUUUGUGGCUCGUAAUAGGUUUGCUGUUCUUGACAAAAGCAGCAACCAAGUUCUGGUUAAGAAUCUGAAAAAUGAGGUUGUAAAGAAGAGUGUCCUUCCAAUAGCUACUGAUGCUAUAUUCUAUGCUGGAACUGGUAACUUGUUGUGUAGAGCAGAAGAUAGAGUGGUUAUUUUUGAUCUCCAGCAGAGGCUUGUACUCGGUGAUCUUCAAACUCCCUUUGUCAAGUAUGUUGUUUGGUCUAAUGAUGCUGAAAAUGUUGCAUUGCUUAGCAAGCAUGCCAUUAUAAUUGCUAGCAAGAAGCUUGUGCACCAAUGUACUAUGCAUGAAACGAUUCGUGUAAAGAGUGGUGCUUGGGAUGACAAUGGGGUAUUUAUUUACACUACUUUAAAUCAUAUUAAGUAUUGCCUGCCAAAUGGAGAUAGUGGAAUCAUCAGAACCCUUGAUGUUCCAAUAUACAUAACAAAGGUUUCUGCAAAUACCAUAUUUUGCCUGGAUCGAGAUGGGAAGAACAGAGCCAUAGUUAUUGAUGCAACAGAGUAUAUUUUCAAGCUGUCCUUAUUGAAGAAAAAAUAUGAGCAUGUUAUGACCAUGAUAAAGAACUCACAACUCUGUGGACAGGCAAUGAUUGCUUAUCUUCAGCAGAAGGGGUUUCCUGAAGUUGCUCUCCAUUUUGUGAAAGAUGAGAAAACUCGUUUCAAUUUGGCUUUGGAGAGUGGGAAUAUUCAAAUAGCUGUUGCUUCAGCCACUGCAAUUGAUGAGAAAGAUCAUUGGUACAGAUUGGGGGUGGAGGCUCUGCGUCAGGGCAAUGCAGGUAUUGUGGAAUAUGCCUAUCAGAAGACAAAAAAUUUUGAGAGGUUAUCUUUCUUGUAUCUUGUAACUGGUAACACAGACAAGCUAUCCAAGAUGCUGAAAAUUGCUGAGGUUAAAAAUGAUGUCAUGGGUCAGUUCCAUAAUGCUUUGUAUUUGGGUAAUGUUCGCGAACGCAUUAAAAUCUUGGAGAAUGUUGGCCACCUGCCACUUGCUUACAUCACAGCUUCAGUUCAUGGACUACACGACAUUGCUGAACGUUUAGCUGAACAAUUGGGAGAUAAUGUUCCAUCUUUGCCAGAAGGGAAAGUACCUACCCUUAUGAUUCCCCCUACUCCUGUCAUGUGUGGUGGUGAUUGGCCACUUCUAAGGGUAAUGAAAGGCAUUUUUGAUGGGCAUUUGGAUAACUUCGGCAAGGGAUCUGCUGUGGUUGAAGAAGAGGAUGAGGCUGCUGAUGGUGACUGGGGUGAAGAGCUUGACAUGGUUGAUGUUGAUGGCUCACCGAAUGAUGUCACUGCAAUAUCUGAAGAUGGAGAGGCUACUGGAGAAAAUGAUGAAGAGGGAGGAUGGGACCUUGAAGAUUUGGAGCUACCCCCGGAAGCAGACACCCCAAAGGCUGCCAAUGCACGCUCGUCAGUUUUUGUUGCUCCAACACCUGGCAUGUCUGUGAGCCAGAUCUGGGUCCAGAAAUCAUCUCUUGCUGCUGAACAUGCAGCAGCUGGAAACUUUGACACCGCAAUGCGGUUGCUUAACAGGCAACUUGGAAUUAAGAACUUUGCUCCAUUAAAAUCCAUGUUUCUUGAUCUGCAGACUGGCAGCCAUUCCUAUCUUCGUGCAUUUUCAUCUGCUCCAGUGAUACCUUUGGCAGUUGAACGUGGGUGGAAUGAAUCUGCCAGCCCUAACGCAAGAGCCCCUCCAGCCCUUGUCUACAAUUUCUCUCAAUUGGAAGAGAAGCUCAAACUAGGAUACAAGUCUACAACUGGUGGGAAGUUUACUGAGGCUCUCCGUCUCUUCAUCAGCAUUCUCCAUACAAUUCCUUUGAUUGUUGUUGAAUCAAGGAGGGAAGUUGAUGAAGUUAAGGAGUUGAUAAUUAUCGUGAAAGAGUAUGUGCUAGGUCUGCAAAUGGAGCUGAAGAGGAAGGAACUAAGAGACGAUCCAGUCCGCCAGCAAGAGCUUGCAGCCUAUUUUACCCACUGCAACCUUCAACUGCCUCACUUAAGGCUCGCCUUGCAAAAUGCAAUGACUAUUUGCUUCAAAGCAAAGAACCUUGCUACUGCUGCCAACUUUGCCAGGCGGCUUUUGGAGACCAACCCCCCUAACGAGAACCAAUCUAGGACAGCCAGGCAAGUGUUGCAGGCUGCUGAGAGGAACAUGACCGAUGCUUCAGAGCUGAACUAUGACUUCAGAAACCCGUUUGUGAUUUGUGGUGCAACAUACGUACCAAUCUACCGGGGACAAAAGGAUGUUUCUUGCCCGUAUUGUACUUCGCGGUUUGUACCAAGCCAGGAAGGACAUCUCUGUACUGUUUGUGAUCUUGCAGUUGUUGGAGCUGAUGCUUCUGGGUUGCUGUGCUGCCCUGCUCAGAUUCGAUAAACUACUGGACCAGAAGAAUUUUUCGACCAUUUUUUUUCCUGCUCAUCAUCAUCCUUCUGGCAGCCGGGGCAGUGGCGCGGUCUCAUUCAUAUCUGCCGGUGAAAGGUAAGAAAUACUAUAGAAGAGUUAAAUUUCGAAUGAAUCAUUGGUGCUUAAUCUCGCUUUUUUUUUUCUUCCUUAUCUUUUUUGGUUUUACUUUUCCUUACCUAUGGGAUUAUCCUUUAAUUAGUUGAUUAUGAUUUCCAAUGUAAUAAAAGUUUCAGAAUUUUGUUAUAGGCUAUUCUUGUUAGUUGUUCAUAAGCAAGAAUGGUCAACUCUUUUAUAAUUAGAUGGAAGGUUAUAGGCAGGACAUUUUUAUCACUGUAAGCAAAAUUUGCGUAUUUCCUAUGAUGAUUUGUGUUACCAAUU
Messenger RNA from Humulus lupulus (European hop), 4295 nucleotides. Its product is annotated as coatomer subunit alpha-1. Gene Ontology annotation, biological process: endoplasmic reticulum to Golgi vesicle-mediated transport; intracellular protein transport; retrograde vesicle-mediated transport, Golgi to endoplasmic reticulum. Bases 231 to 3887 code for a protein of 1218 amino acids. The record is from RefSeq and is a predicted model, not a curated record. The transcript is spliced from 4 exons. Gene Ontology annotation, cellular component: COPI vesicle coat. NCBI's taxonomy places the organism in Eukaryota, Viridiplantae, Streptophyta, Magnoliopsida, Rosales, Cannabaceae. Gene Ontology annotation, molecular function: protein binding; structural molecule activity.